This is a messenger RNA of Phragmites australis (common reed), 988 nucleotides long. Its product is annotated as cyclin-dependent kinase inhibitor 3-like. Gene Ontology annotation, cellular component: nucleus. NCBI's taxonomy places the organism in Eukaryota, Viridiplantae, Streptophyta, Magnoliopsida, Poales, Poaceae. The record is from RefSeq and is a predicted model, not a curated record. Gene Ontology annotation, molecular function: cyclin-dependent protein serine/threonine kinase inhibitor activity. Gene Ontology annotation, biological process: negative regulation of cyclin-dependent protein serine/threonine kinase activity. The coding region runs from base 38 to 586 and encodes 182 amino acids. The transcript is spliced from 3 exons.
UGCCUGCCAAGGGCGAGCCUCGAGCUGGGCUGAGCCGAUGGGGGGCAGGUGCCUCAGGAGCUGCAGCAAGCAGCGGCGCCAGCCGGCGGCCGAGGCAGCGGCGCACCUCACGCUGCGCAGCGGCCGCAUCGUGCCGGCGGGACCGAAGGUGAGCAGGAGCCAUGGCCGCGGCGCCGCCGGAUCUGGCGCCGGCUGGGGCGGCGCCAAGGCAGCCGACAGCGCGCGCGGGUGCAGGAGUGCGGCUGCGAGGAGCCAGCGUCGCCGGCCGGCGCUUGGUUCCCAGCUGAGCGGCGGACGGCCGGAGGAGCUGCCGCCUCCGCCGAACCCCAUUGUCCGCGACGACGGCUGCGAAGAUGACCAAGACAGACAGGAGGCGCCCCUCACUGGCGAGGUGUUGAAGCACGAGCACGAGAACAAGGUCGCCGCGUGCAGACCAUCGCCGUCGCCGCUGGAAGGAGAGAUCGAGGCCUUCUUCGCCGCGGCGGAGCUUGCCGAGCGACGGCGAUUUGCGGAGACGUACAAUUACGACGUUGCCCUCGACCGCCCGUUGGAAGGCCGGUUUGAAUGGGCACCGGUGAGCACGUGAGGGAACGGAGCAGGGGUAAAACUGUCAAGUCGUAAAUCUCAAGAACUGCAUCUAGCUGCAUGCAGGGAACUGGAGUUAGCCCUGUUAGUUUCUCCUGCUAAUUAGUCUCUAGUUUCUCCUGCUAAUUAUUCUCUAAUGUCGUCUAGCUAGAGAAUUCCACUUCUUCAGCUCUACUUAUUACCAGUAGCUAAGUGCCACCGGUUCAGUUCAGCGGUUUAUCGCUACUGUCUCUGACAACCAUAUAUGGGUUUGUUUGGUUGUUCGCACGGAGUCUUACUCGUUUGAAUCGUAUAAGUAGAUUGAGCAAAUUCAUAUUUAUUGAAAAAUAUAGUGUUUGAUUGGUUGUACAACCAUAUAUGUGUAUAAGUAGCCGGUAGGGAGGGUUCAGGAUAAGAUCAUCCA